CUAGCCACCUUCCCCCCACCCCUCUCGCCGCCGCAGCCGCGGAGGCGACCCCUCCCCCGCCGCCGCCAAGAUGCAGAUCUUCGUGAAGACCCUGACGGGGAAGACCAUCACGCUGGAGGUGGAGUCCUCGGACACCAUCGACAACGUGAAGGCCAAGAUCCAGGACAAGGAAGGGAUCCCCCCGGACCAGCAGCGCCUCAUCUUCGCCGGCAAGCAGCUCGAGGAUGGCCGCACCCUCGCCGACUACAACAUCCAGAAGGAGUCCACCCUCCACCUCGUGCUCCGCCUCCGCGGCGGCGCCAAGAAGCGCAAGAAGAAGACGUACACCAAGCCCAAGAAGAUCAAGCACAAGCACAAGAAGGUGAAGCUCGCCGUGCUCCAGUUCUACAAGGUGGACGACGCCACCGGCAAGGUCACCAGGCUCAGGAAGGAGUGCCCCAACAACGACUGCGGCGCGGGCACCUUCAUGGCCAACCACUUCGAUCGCCACUACUGCGGCAAGUGCGGCCUCACCUACGUCUACAACCAGAAGGCCUAGGUUGAUGCUUGCUGCUGCUCGCUUUGCUCUGAUCUGAUGCUUUUCAUUCCCUUUUAUCUGUUAUUAUCAUGAGCUGAGAUGAGCUGCUGCUGGUUACAUGUUAUUCAGAUUAUAUGCGUUUUGUUCUCCGUUUACAAUUGGAAAACUUUGAGUAGUAGCCUCUUGGAAUAUUAUUAUCUGUUACUGAAUUGAUGAUGCGAUGUGAGUUCACUUGUGUUUUCUGAUUCCUGUUGGA
Messenger RNA from Oryza sativa Japonica Group (Japanese rice), 773 nucleotides. The record is from RefSeq and is a predicted model, not a curated record. NCBI's taxonomy places the organism in Eukaryota, Viridiplantae, Streptophyta, Magnoliopsida, Poales, Poaceae.